AUGUUUGGUGUUGCAAUAGUACCCUCUGUUCUACUGGCACUAGGAAUGGCUGCUUCACCCGAAAGUCCAAGAUGGCUUUUCCAGCAAGGAAAAAUUUCUGAAGCUGAAAAGGCUAUAAAAACAUUAUAUGGAAAAGAAAGAGUUAGUGAGGUUAUGCAUGACUUAACAUCUGCAACUCAGGGUUCUGUAGAGCCUGAAGCUGGCUGGUUUGAUCUGUUCAGUAGCCGCUAUUGGACAGUUGUUAGUGUUGGUGCGGCACUUUUCUUGUUCCAACAAUUGGCCGGGAUAAACGCUGUGGUCUAUUAUUCUACUUCUGUCUUCCGCAGUGCUGGCAUUACAUCUGAUGUUGCAGCAAGUGCUCUUGUUGGAGCAGCAAAUGUCUUCGGAACUGCUGUCGCAUCCUCAUUGAUGGACAGACAAGGAAGGAAAAGUCUUCUACUCAUAAGCUUCGGUGGAAUGGCUGCUUCAAUGUUGCUGCUUUCUUUGUCCUUUACAUGGAAAGUCCUGGCUCCGUAUUCUGGCCCCCUUGCUGUUGCUGGGACUGUUCUCUAUGUAUUGUCCUUUUCACUUGGCGCUGGCCCUGUGCCUGCUCUCCUUCUGCCAGAGAUAUUUGCUUCAAGAAUCAGAGCAAAAGCAGUUUCUUUGUCAUUGGGCAUGCACUGGAUUUCAAACUUCGUCAUAGGCCUCUAUUUCUUGAGCUUUGUAACCAAGUUCGGGAUCAGCUCAGUGUAUCUCGGAUUUGCUGGUGUCUGUCUUCUUGCUGUAUUGUACAUAGCUGGUAAUGUUGUUGAAACGAAAGGGCGGUCAUUGGAGGAAAUAGAGCGUGCUCUUAGCGUUUCAACUUGA
Prunus armeniaca (apricot) is the source of this 846-nucleotide messenger RNA. NCBI's taxonomy places the organism in Eukaryota, Viridiplantae, Streptophyta, Magnoliopsida, Rosales, Rosaceae. The record is from the annotation of a GenBank genome assembly.